AUGGUGACCACCAGGAGCAGAGACGGAAACAAUACAGACCCCACGGAGCAAAUGAGGCGACUUCAGGACCAGUUGGAACGACAGAAUCAACUCAUACUACAACAACAAGAGGCCUAUUUAAAGAUCACAGAGGAACUUAAACAACUCAAGGAGAAACAGCGAGACACAACAGAUGACCACAGCCGGAAUGAUGAUGAAGACCAUACGGCACAGAACAGGGGACCUCCUCGCUCACCGGACUUGCUACCCUUCACGGAGGCUAUCAUGCAGGCUCCUAUGCCCAACCGGCCUCCUCCGCAAAUAGAAAAAUUCGACGGAACAACCGACCCAGAACAUCACCUCCGAAGCUUCCUGGAUUCAAUGGCCUUUUAUUCCAGUGCCGAUCCGGUCAAAUGCCGAGCGUUUUCCCUAUCCCUGAAGGGAGAAGCUCUUGAAUGGUACUAUGCUCUCCCUCCUAACUCCAUUGAUAGUUUCCGUACGUUUGCCGGGCUGUUGAAGAGGCAAUACGUAUCUAACCGAAAAGAGGCGACUACAGCGGCCGAACUCGUCAAUCUCAGACAGGAGAAAGACGAGCCACUUAGAAAAUUCAUGCACCGUUACACUGAAGUAGCAAGAAGAGUAAAGGGGGUAAGUCAUGAGUUCAUCAUCACUAAUUUACCUAACUGCCUGAAACCGGGUUAUGUCUCAGAAUCACUGUACGCCAAGUUGCCUAAAACCAUGGAGGAGCUGCAAGAAAAAAUGAACAAAUUCAUUAUGAUGGAGGACCAGCGGCAUUUUCGCCGGAAAACGGACGCUGCCUCAGCCGAGACAAAACAUGAGAGGGGACGGUCACGGGAUAAAAACCGUAACCACAGGCCGCCGCAAAAACACGCCCCUGCUCCUUAUAAUCCUCAGUACAACCGGUAUGCCCCUCUAACAGCCUCUAGGGAGAAGGUGUUUGAAAAAGCCCUACAGGCCAACCUAAUUUCCGCUGCAAGACGAGGAACUCCGGAUGCCGCAGACGGAGCUAAAGUUUGUAGAUAUCAUGGCAACCAGGGGCACACUACAGAAGAAUGCCGGGCCCUCAAAGACAGAAUUGAAAAGUUGAUUCGUGAAGGACAUUUACAAGAAUUUGUCCAAACAGACGCACGCCAACGAGACCGGUCGCCGAGGGGAGCUAGAAGAAGUCCCGAGCAUACCAGAAGAAAUACCGAGCGUUCCCGGGAUCAGCACCGUGAACGCUCUCGCAGUAGACCUCAGAAGCGCGACCCCACUCCGCGGGGACGGAUCGACACUAUAUCGGGUGGUUUUGCGGGAGGAGGGGCCUCAUCCUCAGCUCGCAAAAGACACGUAAGAAGUUUACGAAGCGUUCACAACAUCGUCCGCAACCCUCUAUCGAUGCCAGACAUCACCUUCACAGACGAAGAUUUUCAUGCUCCAGAUCCCGACCAAGAUGAUCCAAUGGUGAUAACCGCCCGUAUAGCCGAGUACGAUGUGAGUAAAGUUCUGAUCGAUCAAGGCAGUUCCGUCAAUAUCCUAUAUUGGACCACUUUCCAAAAGAUGGGACUGUCAGAAGAUAUAAUAGCACCAUUCGGAGAGCAAAUUGUCGGUUUUGCGGGCGAACGAGUGGAUACUCGAGGCUACGUAGAUCUCAGAACCCGGCUGGGAACUGGCGACAGGGCCAAGGAACUCCGUACGCGGUUUCUGUUGGUGGAAGCCCACACCUCCUAUAACGCCCUCCUAGGACGGCCGUGUCUCAAUGCCUUCGGUGCCAUAGUUUCCACCCCUCACCUGGCGAUGAAGUUUCCUUCCGAAGAAGGAAAGAUAUGUACCGUACGGGCAGAUCAGAAAAUCGCCCGACAGUGUUAUGUGGCUUCUCUGAAAGACAAGACAUAUCGUAGAGAAAAACGAUCGGAGGCAAUAUUGGUCGAUUUGGAUCCCAGGACCAACACUGAUGAUCGCAUUCAACCCCAGGGGGAAACCAAAUAG
Molecule: messenger RNA, 1968 nt
Organism: Vigna radiata var. radiata (mung bean)
Lineage: Eukaryota; Viridiplantae; Streptophyta; Magnoliopsida; Fabales; Fabaceae
Exons: 1
Coding region: 1-1968 (655 amino acids)
Source: RefSeq, a predicted model, not a curated record